AUGGCUUGGAUCUUCGUGUUGAUCCAAUUGUCAUCGUUCGUGCAUGGCCUCGCCAUCUCUUCUGCUACUGAUCAACGACCCAGAGCAGCCUUCGUCUCCCUUGCGCACGAGCAUGAUCUGCCCGCCAUCUUGUCGUCCAUCUCGCAGCUUGAAGAGACGUACAACCACCGAUACCGUUACCCCUGGGUCUUCUUCAGCACCCAACCUCUGAGCGAAGACUUCCGACAGCAGACGUCGAACGCGACCGGUGCCGUUUGCCUGUACGAAGUCAUCACGAAAGAAAACCUGAUCUCUCCAAAGCAGCCGUCUGCCUUUAACGCGCUGCCGCCGCGUCAUCUGCCUGGUCAAGAGGCCGUCUCCGAGGACGGCCACUCAACGCCCUUCCUCGGUCAAAUCUCGCACUGGAACUCGGGACCCUUUGCCCGCGAGAAAAGACUGAGAGACUAUGACUGGGUCUGGAGAAUUGAGCCUGGCGCACAAUUCACUCACGACAUCAAAUUCGACGUCUUCCGCUUUAUGCGAGACCACGAAAUCGCCUACGGCUUUAACGAGGCCUUGCUCGACAAGGACGAGCUGCGAACUCAUUCACAGCCGGUCAAAUCCUUCAUCGACAAGCACCCCGAUUUGCUGCACGCAGAUGCGGACUUGUCGUGGCUUCUGGGCAGCAACGAGGCGCCGCUCGGGGCGACGAGCCCGGGCAACUGGUCUCGAGGCCCCGAUAGCAGAGACAGGGACUGCGGAUGGUCUAGCUUGAUCAGUUCCGUGAUCCAUGAGGAUGACACGCCGCCGGCAUUCGACAUUGGAGCUCUAUCCUUCUUCCGAAGCCAGGGCCAUCAGGAUCUGGUCAACCACCUAGAUGCGGCGGGCGACUUCUACAGGCAGCCGCUCCGCGACAUGGCCGUGCCCACCAUCAGCGCCAGCAUGUUUCUUCCCCAGAAGAGCGUGUGGAACUACCGCAAACGAGACCUCCGACACCCGCACCGGCCGAGCCCUCCCGCUUACACACAGAAGCCGAAGCUGAAGACGUAUGAGGCCAACGCGGGAUUCAACUUGAAAGGAAGCAACCGGCAAGAGAGGAACCCUAGCGAGAGCAUGGCCGAGCGCUUUGCGCUCUGGAACCUGAUGGCUCAAGACCUCAGCAGACAAGAUGCUAUCCCCAGCUUGCGGUCUGGGAAUACAGUGAUUGACGAACGAAACUUUUCAAUCGACCCAAAGGCGAUGCCACGCAGCGUCGUAGUCUUACCUUGA
Molecule: messenger RNA, 1248 nt
Organism: Trichoderma reesei QM6a
Lineage: Eukaryota; Fungi; Ascomycota; Sordariomycetes; Hypocreales; Hypocreaceae
Product: glycosyltransferase family 15
Exons: 4
Coding region: 1-1248 (415 amino acids)
Biological process (GO): protein N-linked glycosylation; cell wall mannoprotein biosynthetic process; protein O-linked glycosylation
Cellular component (GO): membrane; Golgi apparatus
Molecular function (GO): alpha-1,2-mannosyltransferase activity
Source: RefSeq, a predicted model, not a curated record